AUGGCCGUCCCGCUCAUUCGAACACCACCACCACCCGCAGCUUCUCCCGCAGACACCGGUCAGCCCCCGAAAAUGAAGCGCGCAAAGGUGCGUCAGGUAGACGAGGCCCUAGAAGUCCAAGACGCUCAGCCCUUGGUCCGGCGGUCGACCCGUGCCCGCAAGAGGCCGGCCGCAUUCGAUCAAGAAGCCGAGUACAAGCCUGCUCCUUCCGCCUCGAGGGGGGAGCUCAACAAGAGGAUCAAGAUUGUGCAGCGACGGAACCCGCCGCGUAAGGCCACGGCGUCCCCGCCACCAGAGGUGCCGCUGCCAGACGACGUGCUUCUCGAGGCAUUCGCGCCGAUGCGGCCAGAGGAGCUCCAGCAGUGGCGAGGCUGGACCGAGGUUGAAUCAGAGCCUGCCUUUUUCAAUCAUAUUUUGAAGCAGAUUGGUAUAGAAGAUGCCAAGAUUCAGGAGGUGUUUUCUAUCGAUGAAGACGCUUUUGCUUUUGUGCCCAAACCAAUCCAUGGUCUGAUAUUCCUCUACCAAUUUGUCGAGGAGUCUGAAGAGGAGGAGAGGCAAGAUUGCCCAGAGGGAGUCUGGUUUGCGAAUCAGACAACAGCAGAUGCCUGUGCUACUGUUGCUAUGCUCAACAUAGCCAUGAACAGCUCAGGGCUACACCUGGGCCCGACGCUGGACGACUUCAAGGCCGAGACCAGGAAUCUAUGCCCUGCAUUACGCGGCUACGCCAUGAGCAGAAACCCGACCAUCAGGGCUGCCCACAACUCCUUUGCCAGACGCAUAGACAUCCUCAGGGCGGACCUCCACCUGAACAACAAGUUCGACUUCGCAGCCAGAGCUCCUGAAUCAUUAUCACCCUCCCCCUCGCCCUCAAAGAGCAAGAAGCCGCCGGCAAAGCAAGCCAAGCCAAAACCAAAACCAAAACCCAAAUCCAAAAAGAAGCGAGCUGUCGACGCCGCGUUCCACUUCAUCGCCUACGUCCCUAUCGAGGACAAGGUCUGGGAGCUGGACGGCCUGCAGCACAAGCCCUUCUGUCUAGCAACCUCCGACCGACCAGGCACCUUCGACGGCGACGACUGGGCCGCCGAGGCCCGCUCCCGCAUCGAACUGCGCAUGUUCCAGGACGCCGACGAGGACAACUUCUCAUUCAACCUCCUCGCCAUCUGCGGCUCCGCCCUGCCCGCCAUACGGCAGAGCCUCGCCCUCACCCUCCGUCAGCUGCUCGUCCUCGACGCCCACCAGCUCGGCCGGGGCGGCGAAGGCGGGUGGGCGCCGCAGCCGGACGACCUCCUAUCCGACGUGUCCAAGUUCGGCCUCGACCGCGCCGCCGACAUCGAGAGCGUAGGCGACGCCGCGGCCGCCCUCCCGCGGGAAUUCACCGACCGGAUCGCGCACGCCGAGUUCGGCACGGCCCGGGCGCUCGAGCUGCGCGCCGAGCUCGACGCCGAGCGCCGCCGCCUGCGCGCCGAGUACGCGGCCGAGCUGUCGGCCGACGAGGACAACGCGCGCCGCGUGGACGGGCGCAAGAAGGACUACGGCCCCCUGCUGCACGGCUGGGUGCAGAAGCUGGCCGACAAGGGCGUCCUGAAGGACAUUGUCGGCGCCGCCGGCGCCGGGGCAUCUCAGAGCUGCGGCUGCGAGGGCGACGAUUCGUCGGACGCGGAGCGCGGCCAGUGCAUCACGGUCGCUAGCCUGUGGGACUCGUGGAACGACAACUCCGCGUCGAUUGACCACGACGAGAGCGGCUUUUGCAUUACGGCCAGAGGCAAGGAGACGGCAUCGAAGGACGGCGAGGGCAAUGUACCCAAAGGAAGGAAGGGCAGCAGUCUCACCGUGGACGACUUAUUGAACCCGUCGAACGAAAACGACGUGGGUGACUAUCGCAGUAGGCUCAGGAGCAAGAAGCGGUCAAGGAGCGACAUGACUUCUUCGCCAAAGAAGAGGAAGCGCAAAAGUCUCACCAUUGACGACUUGUUGAACCCAUCCAACGAAGAUGACGCGGGCGACUAUCGCAGCAGGCUCAGAAGCAGGAAGCGGUCAAGGAGCGACAUGACUCCUUCUCCAAAGAAGAGAAAGCGCAGAAGCCUCACGGUUCAGGACUUGUUAAAUCCAUCAGACCAAGACGACGGCAAUCAGUCCAACAUUGCUAGUGGGUAG
This is a messenger RNA of Thyridium curvatum, 2154 nucleotides long. RefSeq lists its product as uncharacterized. The coding region runs from base 1 to 2154 and encodes 717 amino acids. Gene Ontology annotation, molecular function: cysteine-type deubiquitinase activity. The transcript has 7 exons. Gene Ontology annotation, biological process: ubiquitin-dependent protein catabolic process; protein deubiquitination. The record is from RefSeq and is a predicted model, not a curated record. NCBI's taxonomy places the organism in Eukaryota, Fungi, Ascomycota, Sordariomycetes, Thyridiales, Thyridiaceae. Gene Ontology annotation, cellular component: cytoplasm.